GCCCAUCAAAUGGAUACACACAAAACCAAUACCGUCUGUCUCCUCCUCCUUUUCAUCUCCUCCUUCUCCUCAUACACGGUGGUGACAAGCACACAACUCUGCUCAAACUCCGCCUGUCGCCGGAGCGAGCCCUUGAUCCGAUUCCCUUUCCGGCUCCCAAACCGCCAACCGGAGCCCUGCGGCUAUCCCGGUUUCGGACUCUCAUGUGACGCCACAAACCAGACACUCAUUAAGCUGCCAAAUUCAGGGCAGUUCAGAGUCCAAAGUAUAGACUACGGCACACAAGAAAUAUGGAUUAAUGAUCCAAACAACUGCCUCCCGGCACGUCUGCUCUCACUAAACCUCUCCGAUUCUCCGUUCCUCGGUGUGUUCUACCAAGAUUUUACUUUGUUUAAUUGCUCAUUGGAUUAUACGAAGUACAGAUUGAACCCUAUAGCUUGUCUGAGUGGCUCUUCUUACACUGUUUUCGCUACGUCUAAUACGGGAGCUAUUAGGUUCUUGUCAGCCAAGUGCAGUUUGGUUGGAACCAUUACUGUGCCUGUUCAGUGGCCAUUUUAUGAGCAGGUUCUGUCAUCGGACCUCAGUGAUGAUCUUCGGCUCACUUGGGUUGCACCCAAGUGUGGUAGGUGCGAGUCAAGGGGUGGAAGGUGUGGGUUCAAGAGUAAUACAAGUCGUGAAAUUGGAUGCUUUAAUGCUCCUCAACAUGGAAUUCCGAGGAGCGCUCGAUAUGCAAUCACCGUUGGAGCGGGAGUACCGGCAUUGUUGUGUCUUGUUGGGCUUUUUUGUUACGUUUUUGGCAGGGUCAAAUCCUAUAAUAGGAGGAACCACUCCACAGGAGAGUUCACAUCCACAGUUGCUCCACAGCCCACCAUCAUUUUGGGCCUUGAUGGGCUCACUAUAGAAUCCUACCCAAAAACAGUUCUGGGUGAGAGCCGAAGGCUGCCCAAGCCCGAUGAGACCAUGUGUCCAAUCUGCUUGUCCGAGUACCGGCCCAAGGAGACGCUGAGGAGCUUGCCUGAUUGUCAACAUUGCUUCCAUGCCAAUUGCAUUGAUGAAUGGCUCCAUUUGAAUGCUACCUGUCCCGUCUGCCGGAAUUCUCCCCAGCGGUCACCACGUCCUCGGGACUCUUAACCUUUUUUUUUUGUUUUAUUUUUAUUUUUUAUUUUUUAUUUCCCAGGUAAACGCUUAGACUUCAAGAAAAUGUGACAAAAGGAGAACAAUAUCAUGUAAAAUAGUUAAUUUCCGUGGUUGUAAAUUUUGGUUAUUGGUGUCUUGUGUUGUACCUUUGUUUGAGGGGGAAAAAAUGAACCCUGGUCAAUGGCUAUUUUUGUUCAAUUA
Molecule: messenger RNA, 1338 nt
Organism: Cornus florida
Lineage: Eukaryota; Viridiplantae; Streptophyta; Magnoliopsida; Cornales; Cornaceae
Product: putative RING-H2 finger protein ATL21A
Exons: 2
Coding region: 10-1131 (373 amino acids)
Molecular function (GO): polysaccharide binding
Source: RefSeq, a predicted model, not a curated record